This is a messenger RNA of Vicia villosa (hairy vetch), 1799 nucleotides long. RefSeq lists its product as uncharacterized. Bases 227 to 1753 code for a protein of 508 amino acids. The transcript has 9 exons. The record is from RefSeq and is a predicted model, not a curated record. NCBI's taxonomy places the organism in Eukaryota, Viridiplantae, Streptophyta, Magnoliopsida, Fabales, Fabaceae. Gene Ontology annotation, cellular component: plasmodesma; plasma membrane.
AUCAAUCUCAAACAAAUAAAGCCACAAAAAAGAAGUUAAAUAAAAUAAAAAAUUAUACUCAAACAUUUGGAAUAAGAAAAUGAAAACAAAAUCAGAGGUUUUUAAUGAGUAGCUGAAACUCUUCAUUUGUUUGAAAAUCUCACAUGCAAUGAAUGUUAUACAAAAUCUAAUAGAUUUUUUUCAUCAUCUAUAAAAUUAUACAGGACUCACACCAUUAAUCAUCAUCAUGUUACAUCUUACAUCAAACUCUUCUUUCCUUAUUUUCUUCUUCUCUCUCUUUCUCUUUCUCUACUCCUUUCAUUCCUUCCCUAUACGAGAUGGUGUUAAAGUGGAUGGUGAUGAACAACUCAACCAAGGUGUUAUGCAGAAUUCAACUCUCAAGCUUGCUCAAAUACAAACUAGUAGGAAUGAUUUUUUUAACCAUUUUGAAGUUUACACCGGUGGUUGGAAUAUCAGCAAUUCUGAUUAUAUUACGUCGGUUCUUUCAACUGCGGUUCCCAUAUUCGCUGUUGCGGCAAUAUGGCUCGUACUCUUUGGGCUUGUUUUACAGAUCACAUGUUGUUGUUAUUGUUGUUUUCCCAAGCAGUCCGAUGGUUAUUAUCAACCAGAUUGCAUCUCCUUGAUCUUCCUCAUCCUAUGCACCAUUACAGUAAUAUGUGGAUGUGUUGUUUUGUACUCUAAUGAACAAGAAUUCCAAGAAACAACAUCAGACAUAAUAGAUUACAUUUUGAGCCAAGUUGAAUUCACAGUUGAAAAUUUAAAGAACGUGUCGAACUCUUUCGAUUCAGCUAAGACUAUUGCACAUGAACUUAAUUUGCCACCUGAUGCUGAUAUGGGCAUUGAUAGUGUUAAGAAGAAAAUUUUGGAUGCAGCGAUAAAUAUUUCUAACAAAAGUCAUGAUAAUUCCGAAAUAAUAUAUCGUGUCUUGGAUGGAGUGAAAUUAUCUCUUGUUCUUGUUGGAUCUACUAUGAUUAUUGUCUCAGUAAUUGGAUUAUUUACUUCAGUACUUGGAUUGAAGUGUAUUUUAUAUAGUUUAGUAGUUGCUGGAUGGAUUAUUGUUGGAGGAACAUUUAUACUAUCCGGAGGAUUUGUUUUUCUUCAUAAUGUUAUUGAUGAUACCUGUGUUGCCAUGAAUGAAUGGUCUGAAAACCCAACAAGUCAUACAGCCUUGGAUGAAAUUCUUCCCUGCGUCGAGAACCAAACAUCUCUCGAAACCUUCUUGAAAAGCAAAUCAGAAACAUAUAUUCUUGUGAACUCAGUUAAUGGUUUGAUUUCCAAAGUAUUGAAUGACAACACCUUCCCUAACAAUAAAUCAGGCCCUCUUGUUCCUCUUCUCUGCAACCCAUUCAACAGUGACCUCACAGUUCGACAAUGUGUCGUUGGUGAAGUAGGAUUUGAAAAUGCCAUUGAGGUGUGGAAGAAUUAUACUUGUCCAGUUUCUGGAUCAGAUAAUUAUUGUAGCACAACUGGUCGUAUUACACCAUUCAUUUACAACCAGCUUACUACUAUGGUGAACGUGACCUACAGUUUAUAUCAUUAUGGACCAUUUUUGGUUGAUUUAAUGGACUGCACCUUUGUUCGGAAAACUUUUAAAGACAUUAACAACGAUUAUUGUCCCAGUUUAGAAAAAUGCACUAAAUGGAUUUAUUGGGGAUUAUUUAUGGUAUCUGGAGCUGUAAUGUUGUCUUUAAUAUUUUGGAUUUCAUAUGAAAGACAUCCCUAUCAUAAUCAUUAUUACAGAAGACAGUUUUAACUUUGUGGAUUAUAAUAUAUAUUGAAACUAAAUAAAGUUUGGUUGA